Molecule: messenger RNA, 1456 nt
Organism: Triticum aestivum (bread wheat)
Lineage: Eukaryota; Viridiplantae; Streptophyta; Magnoliopsida; Poales; Poaceae
Product: MADS-box transcription factor 4
Exons: 6
Coding region: 21-1268 (415 amino acids)
Biological process (GO): positive regulation of transcription by RNA polymerase II
Cellular component (GO): nucleus
Molecular function (GO): protein dimerization activity; RNA polymerase II transcription regulatory region sequence-specific DNA binding; DNA-binding transcription factor activity
Source: RefSeq, a predicted model, not a curated record
GGUAAAAAGGGAGUCUAUGAAUGAACCAUAAUAAAGGAAGAGAGGACGCUCCCCGCAAAAAUAAAGGGGAAAGGGAUGAAAUGAAAGGGAAAAAAGAGGAGGGAAAGAGAGAGAGACAUGGGAGAGCGCGUGAAGUGUCCGCCGAUCAAACGGGAGCCCCCUUCCCUCCAACGCAAGCGAGCGAGCCAGGGUCAGCUAAAAUCCAACCGCAACGAACCGAAGCAGAGCACGCGAGCAGUUUCCAUUUCCGGCCAUCCGACCCUGGGGCGAGCCGAAAGCCCCCUCACCUCCAUUCCCUCCAUGGCAGCCACCCUCCUUUACUCCCCCCAACCUCCCCCCGGCCAUGGCAUUCACGCCCGCCCAUAAAGAUCGCCACCACCACAGGCCGCUGCCGCUCCCAGCCGUCCACACUCCACAGAGACAAGGGAGGAGGAGUCUUCCGGGUCUUGGGUGCUCCUGGGUCCUCUUUCUUUCUUCUCGGCGAGCGAGGAGCUUGUUGGGAUGGGGCGCGGCAAGAUCGAGAUCAAGAGGAUCGAGAACUCGUCCAACCGCCAGGUGACCUUCGCCAAGCGCCGGGCCGGGCUGGUGAAGAAGGCCCGCGAGAUCGGCGUGCUCUGCGACGCCGAGGUCGGCGUCGUCAUCUUCUCCAGCGCCGGCAAGCUCUACGACUUCUGGACGCCCAAGACCACGCUACCGAGGAUCUUGGAGAAGUACCAGACCAACUCCGGCAAGAUCCUGUGGGACGAGAAGCACAAGAGCAUCAGCGCAGAGAUCGACAGGGUGAAGAAGGAGAACGACAACAUGCAGAUCGAGCUCAGGCAUAUGAAAGGCGAGGAUGUGAACUCCCUGCAGCCCAAGGAACUGAUCGCCAUCGAGGAAGCUCUCACGAACGGCCAGACCAACCUCAGGGACAAGAUGAUGGACCACUGGAAGAUGCACAGGAGGAAUGUAUGGGCCCUAAAUUUACCACUGCUCUUUGCAUUUCCUUCUGUACACCAUGGGAGUUUCUUGAAGAAGAAUUUGCAAAGAUCUGCUUUUUAUUGGCAAAGAAAAUUCUGAUCAUGCUCCUCCUUUGUGAUUUACCGCAGGAGAAGAUGCUGGAGGAGGAGCACAAGCUGCUGGCUCUGAGGAUGCACCAGCAGGACGACCUGAGCAGCGGCAUGAGGGAGAUGGAGCUCGGGUACCAUCAGGGUAGGGAUUUCACUUCCCAGAUGCCGUUCACCUUCCGGCUGCAGCCCAGCCACCCCAACUUGCAGGAAGACAAGUAGGCCACCGAAUCCUGCCACGGCCUGUGUCAACUGAAGCUCCUCUACCUGCAGGCCACAACUGCCAGCUUCAAUUUCCUUGUGCAACCUUAAAAAUGUAUCUUCCUUUUCAUGUCUGGCUUGAUGAACUUAACAGCGCUAGUUGGUUCCCAGCACAUAACUUUAACUAAGACAGUUCCUGUCCCUGUCAA